AGGAGGAAUGCUGGAUUGGGCCAUACGAGCGGCUCCCUUCAGACGAUAUUGCAUGGGCACCGGCAUGUGGCCAGGGGAGUGGCACCUUUGCCGCGUGCGAGGAUUCUUCUGGCACCCUAUUUUCCUUUCCUUCUUUGCAGGUUCCGUCGUCCUUCCAUCAAUUUUGACAUUCCCUUUCUUCUUCUGCCGUUUGUUGUUGGACACGGGUGAUUGAGUGGUGCUUUCCAUCCAGUGUGCUCGCAUCCUAAACACCAUGGCGGAAUCUCCUGCCAAGAGCCAUGAUAUCGAGCUCGCUGAGGUGGGAUCUCGCUCCACCGACAGACGCGACGACCUCGCGCUUGCGCGGCUGGGAAAGAAGGCCGUGUUGAAGCGCCGCUUCGGAUUCCUCUCUAUCCUGGGUUUCAGCUGCACCGUCUUGAUUACCUGGGAAGGCUCCUUGGUUUUGUUCUUGCAAGGCUUCCAGAAUGGAGGUCCCGCUGGUGUCAUCUAUGGGUACAUUCUCGUCUGGGUUGGAACUGUCUCGGUCUUCAUUGUACUUUCGGAACUGGUUUCUCUCGCACCAACCUCGGGCGGUCAAUACCACUGGGUCUCUAUGCUCGCUCCUCGAAACGUCCAGAAACUCCUCAGCUACAUAUCGGGCUGGCUGACCCUUUGCGGCUGGCUCGCUUCCCUCGCCUCGGGCGCCUUUCUCACAGGCGGCCUCAUCCAAGGUCUCCUCAUCCUCUGCCAACCCGACACGUACGUACCGCAGAACUGGCACGUAACCCUUCUGUACUGGGCCGUAGUCCUCUUCUGCUUCAUCAUCAACGUGGCCGCGGGAUGGCUCCUGCCCAAGUUCGAAGGGGCGCUGCUCGUGCUGCACAUUCUGGGAUUCUUCGCGAUUCUGAUUCCGCUGCUGGUUCUCGGCCCCAAGGGAGAUACGCACGCCACCUUUACGACCUUUUUGAACCUCGGGGGAUGGAGCACCCAGGGUCUCUCGUUUUGCGUGGGCAUCAUGGGCAGUGUCUUCUCCUUUGUUGGAGGUGAUGGUCCUAUCCAUCUCGCCGAGGAGAUUCACAACGCCGCAGUCGUCGUCCCCCGCUCCAUCAUGACUGGCAUCGCCAUCAACGGCACCCUCGGCUUCGCCAUGGUGCUCACCGUCCUCUUCCGUCUCGGCGACAUGGACGCCGUGCUCACCGAGAAUCCAGCCUUCCCCUUCAUGGCCAUCUUCCACCAGGCGGUCCAGUCGCGCGCCGGUGCCGCCGUCAUGGCAUCGCUCGUCAUGGUGCUGACUGUGAGCGCGGAUGUCGGGUUCUCGGCGAGUUGCUCGAGGAUCUGCUGGGCGUUUGCUAGAGAUAGAGGAUUGCCGGGAUGGAGUGUUCUCAGCAAAGUCUCCGAUCGCACCUCAAUUCCCUUCUAUGCCGUGACGGUCACCUGCGUCAUUGCCUGCAUCCUCGGCCUCAUCAACAUCGGCAGCAUCGCCGCCUUCAACGGUGUCAUCUCCGUCUCCAUCGCCGGCCUCUUCUCCUCGUACCUGCUGACUUCGAGCCUCCUCCUCUGGCGCCGCUGCACCGGGGCCAUCCUCCCUCCCUCGACCACCGACGCCUACGAAGCACCUUCCACCACCGAUGACGGCAUGGUGCGCGCCACUUGGGGUCCGUGGCGCGUUCCUGGUGUGCUUGGGAUUGCCAACAACGCUUUCGCUUGCGCCUACCUUACCUUCGUCUUCUUCUUCAGCUUCUGGCCGAGUUAUGCCCAGGUGACGCCCGCCACCAUGAAUUGGUCGAUUCUGGUGACGGGCACCAUUGCCAUCGUGAGCGGCGUGUACUAUGCGUUUUGGGGCAAGCAUACGUAUCAUGGGCCGGUGGUGGAGGUUAGCCCGCAGUAUAUCUUGGAGCAGGAGCAGCAGACGCAAGGGAGUGUGGGGAGUAAGUUGUAGAUAAAGUAGGCGCCAUUGAUGUCGUUUGGAAAGUUGAGCGACGCGAGAAUUAUUUGAUGUUGAUGUUAUCUAUGUUUGAUUUCCAAUCUGCAGAUAGAAAAUAGUGUACCGGAGAUCAAGCAAUCAUAACAAGGACGCGUUUUGUUCCUCAAAACAUGAUAGAGAGUUAGUACUUACAGAUCCUUAAUAUACACUGCCAGGUAAAUGCCAAACUACAUCGCUCCUUCAUG
This is a messenger RNA of Westerdykella ornata, 2148 nucleotides long. Its product is annotated as amino acid transporter. Gene Ontology annotation, cellular component: membrane. The transcript is spliced from 5 exons. Bases 254 to 1918 code for a protein of 554 amino acids. Lineage: Eukaryota; Fungi; Ascomycota; Dothideomycetes; Pleosporales; Sporormiaceae. The record is from RefSeq and is a predicted model, not a curated record. Gene Ontology annotation, biological process: transmembrane transport. Gene Ontology annotation, molecular function: transmembrane transporter activity.